AUGGAACAGGAAAAUGAUUUACAUAAAAUUUUUGUAAUUGAUCCUAUUAAAUUAGCUCAAUACGUAGAUAAAUACGCAAAAAUUACAUUGAUAACUGGAAAAGUUUUAAACGGUUUUGUGUACACCAUAGAUCCUGUUUCACAAAGCGUUAUUUUAAUUUCUUCUGAAAAAUGUCUUGAAAAAGACAACAUAAAAAUUAUUAUGGAUCGUUCAAUAAAAUCAAUGGAAAUAGUACAGGACACACCAAUAGAUGAAGUUAUGCCGAAAGACAUUUUUACACAAAAUUUAUAUUCAGUAUCGAGAGGGUAUGAUAAAGAAAAAGUAAAAAAUUGGUUGGAAAAAAAUUUAAUACCAGUUAUCGAGUGUAAAGAUAAUUUAAUUAUUGAUAAUUUAGAAAUUCAUCCUCCAUAUGGACCUGAACAGUGUUUUAGUAGCAAUUCGAUUGUUUUGUCGAGGAUUCAAAACUUACUUAAGCAAAUGGCUGCAGAAAAAGUAUAA
Molecule: messenger RNA, 498 nt
Organism: Pediculus humanus corporis (human body louse)
Lineage: Eukaryota; Metazoa; Arthropoda; Insecta; Psocodea; Pediculidae
Product: Gem-associated protein, putative
Exons: 2
Coding region: 1-498 (165 amino acids)
Biological process (GO): spliceosomal snRNP assembly; spliceosomal complex assembly
Cellular component (GO): SMN complex; nucleus
Source: RefSeq, a predicted model, not a curated record